GGCCCUCGGGCGGGGGCGGGGCGGGCCGCGGCUCCGACUUCCAACAUGGCGCACGCUGGCGGCGGCGGCAGCGGCGGCGGCGGCCCCGCGGGCCGGGGACUGAGCGGCGCCCGCUGGGGUCGCUCGGGCUCCGCGGGCCACGAGAAGCUGCCCGUGCACGUGGAGGACGCCCUCACCUACCUGGACCAGGUGAAGAUUCGCUUCGGCAGCGACCCCGCCACCUACAACGGCUUCCUGGAGAUCAUGAAGGAGUUCAAAAGCCAGAGCAUCGAUACUCCCGGAGUCAUCCGACGCGUGUCGCAGCUAUUCCAUGAACACCCUGACCUCAUUGUUGGAUUCAACGCCUUCCUUCCCCUCGGGUACCGAAUAGACAUUCCCAAGAAUGGCAAGUUAAACAUACAGUCGCCUCUGUCAAGCCAGGAGAAUUCGCACAACCACAGCGACUGCACGGAGAACUUCAAGCAGCAGAUGCUGUACAAGGAGGACAAAGCCCAGGUGCCCUUGGAGUCCGAUUCCGUGGAGUUCAACAACGCCAUCAGCUACGUGAACAAGAUUAAGACCCGUUUUCUCGACCACCCGGAGAUCUAUAGGUCGUUCUUGGAGAUCUUGCACACUUACCAGAAGGAGCAGCUGAGCACGAAGGGCCGGCCAUUCCGAGGCAUGUCCGAGGAGGAGGUGUUCACCGAGGUGGCCAAUCUCUUCCGGGGCCAGGAGGACCUGCUGUCCGAGUUUGGACAGUUCCUGCCUGAAGCCAAGCGCUCCCUGUUCACAGGAAAUGGACCAUGCGAAAUGAACAGCGUCCAGAAGAGUGAGCAUGAGAAGAAUCUGGAACACAGCAAAAAGCGCUCUCGGCCCUCACUCCUCCGUCCGGUGUCUGCACCAGCCAAGAAGAAAAUGAAACUCCGAGGUACCAAAGACCUGUCCAUCGCUGCCGUGGGCAAGUAUGGCACGCUGCAGGAGUUCUCCUUCUUUGACAAGGUUCGCAGGGUGCUGAAGAGCCAGGAGGUCUACGAGAACUUCCUUCGCUGCAUCGCACUCUUCAACCAGGAGCUCGUGUCCGGCUCUGAGCUCCUCCAGCUCGUCAGCCCGUUUCUCGGGAAAUUUCCAGAACUCUUUGCACAGUUCAAGUCCUUCCUGGGGGUAAAGGAGCUGUCAUUCGCCCCGCCCAUGAGCGACAGAUCCGGGGAUGGAAUCAGCCGGGAAAUUGACUACGCGUCUUGCAAACGCAUUGGAUCCAGCUACCGAGCGCUCCCCAAAACCUACCAGCAGCCCAAGUGCAGUGGGAGGACGGCCAUCUGCAAGGAGGUGCUGAAUGACACCUGGGUCUCCUUCCCCUCCUGGUCAGAGGACUCCACUUUCGUCAGUUCCAAGAAGACCCCCUACGAGGAGCAGCUGCACCGCUGUGAGGACGAGCGUUUCGAGUUAGAUGUCGUCCUGGAGACCAACCUGGCCACGAUCCGGGUGUUGGAAAGUGUGCAGAAGAAGCUUUCCCGGAUGGCGCCUGAGGACCAGGAGAAGUUCCGGCUGGACGACUGUCUGGGGGGCACGUCGGAGGUGAUCCAGCGCCGUGCCAUCCACCGUAUUUAUGGCGACAAGGCUCCCGAGAUCAUCGAGAGCCUCAAGAAGAACCCUGUCACUGCAGUCCCUGUCGUCCUGAAAAGGCUGAAGGCCAAGGAGGAGGAGUGGCGGGAGGCCCAGCAGGGCUUCAACAAGAUCUGGCGGGAGCAGUACGAGAAGGCAUAUCUCAAGUCCCUGGACCAUCAGGCCGUGAACUUCAAACAGAACGACACCAAGGCCCUCCGCUCCAAGAGCUUGCUCAAUGAGAUCGAGAGUGUCUAUGACGAGCACCAGGAGCAGCACUCGGAGGGCCGUAGCGCCCCCUCCAGCGAGCCGCACCUCGUCUUCGUGUACGAGGACAGGCAGAUCCUCGAGGACGCCGCCGCCCUCAUCAGCUACUACGUGAAGCGGCAGCCGGCCAUCCAGAAGGAGGACCAGGGCACCAUCCACCAGCUGGUGCACCAGUUCGUGCCCAGCCUCUUCUUCUCCCAGCAGCUGGACCCGGGGGCGUCCGAGGACUCCGCCGACGAGGGCCGGGGCAGCCCCCAGGGCCAGAGCGCGGAGCCCGGUGACCGGAAGAAGCCGGCGCCCGGGCCGCAGAGCGGUCCCCCGGAGGAGAAGGGGGCCGCGGGCGAGGCGCCCGCCCCCGAGCAGGCGCCGCAGCGGCACAAGCCCCUGGACGACGUGUACAGCCUCUUCUUCGCCAACAACAACUGGUACUUCUUCCUGCGCCUGCACCAGACCCUGUGCUCCCGGCUGCUCAAGAUCUACCGCCAGGCGCAGAAGCAGCUGCUGGAGUAUCGGACGGAGAAGGAGAGGGAGAAGGUGCUGUGUGAGGGCCGCCGGGAGAAGGGCAACGACCCCGCCAUGGAGCUGCGGCUGAAGCAGCCAAGCGAGGUGGAGCUGGAGGAGUACUACCCCGCCUUCCUGGACAUGGUGCGGAGCCUGCUGGAGGGCAGCAUCGACCCCACGCAGUACGAGGACACCCUGCGCGAGAUGUUCACCAUCCACGCCUACGUGGGCUUCACCAUGGACAAGCUGGUGCAGAGCAUCGCCAGGCAGCUUCAGCGGAGUGGAAUUCACGGCACACAAAAUGCAGUUCAGUGGCAUUCAGUGCGCUCACCGUGUCGUGCGGCCACCGCGUGCCCCUCCCCCGGUCCCUGGCCACCGCCAGUCUGCCUUCUGUCCCUGCGGAUCUGCCUGCUCUGGGCGUUUCGCGUAAAUGGAAUCCCACGCCGUGGCCUUUUGUGUCUGGCUUCUCUCAAACUCCGUAUGGUGUUUUCCAGGUUCAGCCACGUUGUGAUGUGUGUCAUUGCUUCGCUCCCUCGUGUGGCUGCCUCCCGUCGUGUGGAUGGACCAUACUCGUCCGUCCACGCAUCUGGGGGUGGCCACUUUGCUCGUUGCCACCUUUUGGCGAUUGUGAACAGUGCUGUGAACACGGGUGUACAAGGAUUCGUUUGACUCCUCGGUGACAGAUCUUUUUCUUUUGUUUGUUUAUUUUUGAGAGAGAGACAGAGCGUGAGGGGGGAGGGACAGAGAGAGAGGGAGACAGAAUCCGAAGCAGGCUCCGGGCUCCGAGCUGUCCGCGCAGAGCCCGACAUGGGGCUCAAACUCACGGACCGUGAGAUCAUGACCUGAGCCGAAGUUGGACACUCAACCGACUGAGCCCCCCGGGCGCCCGACAGACCUUUCUUAAAGGUAAUUUGGCAACACGUAAAGAACCAUAGGCCAGGGACACCGGCAGGGGCGGGGGCAGCCAGUUAAGUGUCCCACCCUUGGUGUCAGCUCAGGUUAUGAUCUCAUGGUUUGUGGGUUUGAACCUGCCUGGGAUUCUCUCUCUCCCCCUCUCUCUGCCCCUCUCCUGCUCACUCAUCCUCUCUCUCAAAAUAAAUAAACUCUUAAAAAAUCAGUUAAUUUAAAAAAAGAAUUGUAGCCCACUUCUGGAGGGAGAAUAUCGGGGACAUGUAUUAGCAUCGCUUAUAAGAGCAAAAGUCACCCAGAGUUGAGUGUCACCAAGAGAGAACAGUCAUGCUAAUAAUAUACACAGCAAUACCCCAGGUGAGUCAGAUGUGGUCUUGGGACGCUAGUCCUGCUCAGUUACACCAGAACAGUUGUCGUUCAUCCUGACUUUGUUUCCUAUUUAUCGAGUAAGGCUGUUUGCUGUAAAGCCGCAGAGAAGCCGAGGAAAGUAGCGUCCCAAGUCUCCUGCCCAGAUACAGUUGCUUUCCUUUCCCGCCAAAGUAGAACACACACAGAACUGUGCCCCGAUCCCACGCAUGCGGCUCAGUGGGUGGUCACGAACAGCCCCAGCGCUGCCUCCUUUCAGCGCCCCUCCCCCCCCCCCCACCUACAGGCACCCACGCCCCUGGUUUCGAGCUUUGUGUCUGUGUGCAUCUGGCCACACCCCGCCAGUGUGAUUCUGUGAGAUUCCUCGGCCGAGAUGCCUGAGCCCCCUUCCGCCUCUGCCUGGGAAGGACGGUGGGAAUGAGCCCCUGUUUAGACCCUCGAAGUUGCCAUCCGUUCAUUUCCACCACUCCCCCCGGCCCGGGGUGGGGCGCAGGCAGGCUUCCCGGGGUGCACAGAGUCCUUCCUGGGGCUCAGGAUCGGUGGCCUCUCCACCCUCACGGGCCAAACGGUGGUGACUGUUGUGGCUUAUGUUGCAUUUCCCUGAAGGUUUGUGGGGUGGGGCCUUUGCGUCCCUCUGUGGCCAUGCGGACGUCCUGGCUUGAGGGCCCUGUCUGUGCCAUUUGGCCGUUCCCCGUGGAGCCCACCUUUUCCCCCACCGAUGAGCGGGGGGCUUUGCGUCUUCUCGGUGGUUGCUGGGACGCAUCACCACAGACACCCGUGCUCUGAGACCCCAACUAACCCUUUUGGUUUUGGCCACCUCCCCGUUUCCCUCUGUGUCCCGGGCUGGGUCUUUGUCCUUUCCUGUCUCUCUCUCUCUCUCUGGUCGUGACCUCUGUAGACGUGUGCAGAGGAAGCAAGCACCCAGGGCCUGUGCAUGGCUCCGGGCGACAGGGAUGCCAGGUGCGCGUCCCCAGGCCGAGCGUCCCGCCUGCCCCCGGCAGGGCACAGCUCUGGGGACAGUAGCCUUGACUUUAGCACCUAGAGGUUGGACCCAACCAGAUACUCUGAUUAAUGUUUGUUUGUUUAAUUAUCCUUUCCACAAACGUCUCCUGUGGAACUCCCUUCCAUUUUCUUUACCAGCAGCCAACGUUCGCUGGGAACUUGUCACGUGACAGGCAUCGUGUGAGACUUCCGUGCGUCCACACGGUGUCUUUAUUCAACAAAGCAGCACGUGGGGAAGACUCCCGAACCCCGAGCCUGUAGCAGCCUGUCCGGACCGCGGCUGGUGCCCUGAGGCCCCGGCUCACCUGCGCGGUCCGACCUGCCGCCCGGCCGCGUCCCUUACCCACCUUCUCCUAAGCCUCAAGGUUGCAAGUGUGUUUAUAGCGGUUGAAAGAACUCACUGUGUUUAUAGCGGAACGCUGAGGGAGACGUGACGUGCCACCGUGGCACCUUUAAUUACCGUCCCCACUCUGGCACCUUUUCUUCUGUGUUUUUUUUUUUUCUGUGUGUUUCUCGUGCCCCGGCAGGGCUCGUGGGUCUGGGCCGGGCUGCCCCUGGCCUCCACGCCCAACCUCGCGCGCUUUGCCGGCGUCCCCUCCGGGUGAGGCGGGGGCUGGGGUUCCAGCCGCACCCCUCCCCGCUCCUGGGGGCACGCGCGCCGGGCACCCACUGGCUCUCCCUCCC
Messenger RNA from Felis catus (domestic cat), 5310 nucleotides. It is a transcript of the gene SIN3B, whose product is annotated as SIN3 transcription regulator family member B. Bases 46 to 3018 code for a protein of 990 amino acids. Gene Ontology annotation, biological process: negative regulation of transcription by RNA polymerase II. The record is from RefSeq and is a predicted model, not a curated record. Gene Ontology annotation, cellular component: chromatin. Gene Ontology annotation, molecular function: transcription corepressor activity. The transcript has 15 exons. NCBI's taxonomy places the organism in Eukaryota, Metazoa, Chordata, Mammalia, Carnivora, Felidae.